UUUCUUUUGACAGCAUUAGUGAAACAUUCUAGAAAAAGAUUUUUUAUUUGCAGAAAGCUUUAGGCUUCAUACUAUUCUUACGACACAGCAAAAUGGGUGACGAUUACCUCAGUAAACCAUUAUCCUUUGGUUCGGCGCAUUCUUCCGGAAUCUCUACAAGCUCACAAGUGCGGCCAUUGUCACCGUAUUUAAACUAUGAUUCACGAUACCUGCAAGCUCAACCAGAAUUCAUCUUUCCUGAGGGUGCUUCAAAACAACGCGGCCGAUUUGAACUCGCCUUUUCGCAGAUCGGCUCCUCAGCAAUGGCUGGUGCAUGUAUCGGUGGUGUGGGCGGAUUGUACAAUGGGUUCAGUUCAACAAAACUGGCAAAUCAAACUGGGAAGCUACGACGAACACAAUUGUUGAACCACGUAAUGAAGCAAGGUGCUGCAACUGCAAACACACUAGGCACAAUUGCCGUUAUGUACUCGGCAUUCGGUGUCCUAUUGCAAUGGACACGCGGUGAGGAUGACGACAUCAACACAGUUGUGGCAGGAGGAGCUACCGGUCUGUUAUACAAAUCGUCAGCCGGUCUGCGGAAGUGCGCCCUAGGCGGCGGUAUUGGAUUGGCACUUACUUCGUUAUACGUCCUUUGGAGUGCAACAAGCGGUGGCUCGAAAAAGCUAAAUGACUUGAAGUCGCAAUACCUUUAAGGGAAAACAAUAGAUAAAAACGUGUUUGAGGUUAAGUCGUAACGGAACUAACAACAGCCAUUAGAACGGUUAUCCAACUAAUUGAAACUUUUCUAGACUAUGGAGAUUGCGAAUGUGUUCAACGGGGGCGCUUUACACAAAUAUACGAGCAUUCAACUAAACUUUUCUUAUUCGAGGCUGUAAACUGUAAACGCAAGCGUAGCAAUAGGAAAAGUUGUAAAAUGUUGAUGAAACGUUUACGUUUGUCUGAAUAAAACGUAAGCAAGUUAAUAAUCAAUUUUCUAUCUAUCAACUAGUAUGGAUAGUUUGCGGGGAAACUAUUCACAACCGCAUGACCAUUCAUCAAACAAGAUUAGGAUAGUUGUUAGCUUAAAUAAUUAUCACUAGGCGGCUAUUAUCAUUUUCCUUUUUUCAAUUAUGUUUUGUGGUUUUGGUUGAACCAAAUUUUGGAAUCGUUCAGGUCAAGUAAUAAAUUAAUAUAAGCGAAAA
Messenger RNA from Anopheles bellator, 1181 nucleotides. It is a transcript of the gene Tim23, whose product is annotated as mitochondrial import inner membrane translocase subunit Tim23. Gene Ontology annotation, molecular function: transmembrane protein transporter activity. NCBI's taxonomy places the organism in Eukaryota, Metazoa, Arthropoda, Insecta, Diptera, Culicidae. Gene Ontology annotation, cellular component: TIM23 mitochondrial import inner membrane translocase complex; mitochondrial inner membrane. The coding region runs from base 93 to 692 and encodes 199 amino acids. Gene Ontology annotation, biological process: protein import into mitochondrial matrix. The record is from RefSeq and is a predicted model, not a curated record. The transcript is spliced from 4 exons.